Salvelinus sp. IW2-2015 is the source of this 2494-nucleotide messenger RNA. It is a transcript of the gene naxd, whose product is annotated as NAD(P)HX dehydratase. The record is from RefSeq and is a predicted model, not a curated record. Lineage: Eukaryota; Metazoa; Chordata; Actinopteri; Salmoniformes; Salmonidae. Gene Ontology annotation, biological process: metabolite repair. Gene Ontology annotation, molecular function: ATP-dependent NAD(P)H-hydrate dehydratase activity.
ACUGUACUUUAACAUUACAUCCCUUGCACUAUAAUUGUAUAAAUCACAAUAAUCACUGAAUUAAUUUAGUUCCUUUAGGACCCAGCAGAGCUCCUCGGAGUCUAUCCCUGUGAUGUAGUACACAUUCUGCCCCUGACGUUUGUGUUGUAGUGUACUGGUAGGGAUCUAUAAUCAAUCAGCUUUGCAGACUGUGGGACACACUAAUCUUCAUUAUAUGAAAGUGCAUUGUCUUAAACUCAACAUCAGGCUGCUGAAUGUGCGCCUUCCAUGUCUAGGUAAAUUGUUACCUGGUAUCAAUCUCAGUCGGAAUGUCGAGCUUCGAGGUUUGAUGCAGGAUGUUGCUAGCUAGCUAGAUAGCUAACGUUAGGACAUUUCACUAGCCGAAUUGCUAGCUAACUUUUUUUGGUUUUCAAACUUCUGCAUGCUUUAAAAUAUCAAUCACGUUGAACUCGCACCUAAUUAUGCUCGCCAUUUCAACACGGGGCUUUCUGUGGUCAGAUGUCGAGACCAGAACCUUGCUUAACAUCUGGGGCGAGCAAGACAUCCAGACAGCGUUGGAUGGAAACUUCAGAAACAGUCAUGUCUACCGCGACGUCGCCCGAAGGUUGGGAGAGAUGGGGUUCGAAAGAACCCCAGAGCAGUGUAGGGUGCGAAUCAAAAGCCUGAAAAGGCAGUUCCUCCUGGCCAAGGAGGGCAACCUGAGGAACAAUGGACAAUACCACAAGAUCUGCAAAUUUUACGAUGCCAUGGAGAGGAUCCUGAGCAGCCGUCCCCAGAUUGACCCCCAGGAGCUGCUAGACAGUGGGGCUGUGGGGGAUGAGACCAUGGACGGGACAGAGGAGGAAGAGGACACAGACCCUCCACAGCACCCAUACCUGGAGAGCACAGGGGAAUGCUCCUAUCCAGAGACCCAAGUGAAGCUGGAAUACCCUCCCAUCCCUAUCCCUGUGACUGUGGGAAAUGGCACCACAGUCAGACAGACCAGCAGCAGCCAGUCAGCUAGUGGGCCGUCCUCCAGCCGACCCAAGCGGCCCAAGAAGCGGCACGCUGACCUGCCCCUGGACAGUCUGAUGGAGCGAUUCCUGGAGCAGAGUGCUGAGGCCGAGCAGAGCUUCUACCAGUUGGAGGAGCAGCGUCUGCAGGUCGAGGACCGCCGGCGAGAGGCCGAACAUGCCCGCGAGCUCCACAUGCUCCAGGUGUUGGGACAGAUGUUCUCCAGCAUCGCCACCAGAAACCCUGUCGCCACAGCAACCGCAACCACAGCAAUGCCGCCUGCUCGGAAUACCAUGGAGUCUACCAUGCAGCCCAGUGUGCCGAUGUCCGCCUCCAGCCAUAUGACGCGUGGUCGGUCGUGUCACCUCCGAGUCCGCUCGCCCCAAUCCCAGGCUGAGUGGCCCAGCUACCACACUCAGCCACAGUCCAACGCAGGUUCUCAGACUUUAGUCAUCGAGCGCUCCUUCUCCCUUGGAACAGCCGCACACACAGGCAUGGAUGAUAUCCUUCCACUGGUGAAAAAUAUAGUCCCUCCAUUGACAUCUAAAAAGCACAAAGGCCAAGACGGGCGGAUUGGGAUUAUUGGGGGAUGUCAAGAGUAUACAGGAGCUCCGUACUUUGCUGCUAUUUCUGCAUUGAAAGUGGGGGCCGACCUGUCACACGUGUUCUGCACUAAAGACGCAGCGAUAGUGAUCAAAUCCUACAGUCCGGAGCUCAUAGUUCAUCCUGUGCUGGACAGCCCCAAUGCAGUGGAGGAGAUAGAGAAAUGGCUCCCCAGACUCCAUAGCCUGGUGGUGGGACCGGGGCUAGGCAGAGACGACAAACUGCUGAAAAACGCCAAGGAAGUAAUUGAGAAGUCCAAAGCAAGAGAUAUCCCUAUAGUUAUUGAUGCAGAUGGGCUGUGGCUGGUUGCUCAGCAGCCAUCAGUCAUCCAAGGGUACCAGAAGGGCAUCCUGACUCCCAACUACAUGGAGUUCACCCGGUUAUAUGAGGCUAUGCACCAUGAGCCUCUGGAUAGCAGUGACCAUCAGAGGAGUGCCAUGGAGCUCAGUGUUGCCAUGGGCAACCUGACCGUGGUGCUCAAGGGGGAGGAAGACCUAAUCACCGACGGUAACAAGGUGAUCUUGUGCAGACAGGAGGGCAGCGGGCGGCGGUGUGGGGGGCAAGGAGACCUCCUAUCUGGCUCUCUGGGAGUGCUGGCACACUGGGCAUACGCCUCCUCAGAAGACAUGACCAAAAGUGUGAACCCAUCAGUGGUGGCAGCUUUCGGGGCCUGUUCUCUGACCAGACAGUGUAACAGACAGGCCUUUCACAAACAUGGCCGAGCCACCACCACCACAGACAUGAUCCAGGAGAUCAGCUCUGCCUUCAAAAAACUAUUUGAGAGCUGAGAACAGUCUAUAGGAGCAGAGUCCAAGAUACACUCACAUACACUAUAUAUACAAAAGUAAGUGGACAACCCUUCAAAUKAGUGAAUUCGGCUAUUUCAGCAACACCGUUC